AUGUUUGAUAAGAGUCUGGUCCUGAACACAUACUUACGCGUUAACGUGUUUGUACAACACGUUUUGGCCCUAACGGCCUUCCAUAUUCCUGACGCCCACACCGUCCAAAACUUUGACGCUCUCGCCGGUGGCGGCGUGAACGCACAGACAGACGAACACGUCAGCCAACACUUUUUUGACUGUCUGAGUGUGUGUGUGUGUGUGUUUUCUAGUGUGGAUCAUGGAGGAGAAUCCAGGAUUACAGCAGGACUGAACAAAUAUGCCUGUUUUCUCACACUGGAUCCAAACACAGCAAACACUGAACUCAGACUGUCUGAGGAGAACAGCAAGGUGACACGUGUGGAAGAUGAAGAGUAUCCUGAUCAUCCAGACAGAUUUGAUGUGUGUCAGGUGUUGUGUAGAGAGAGUGUGUGUGGACGCUGUUACUGGGAGAUUGAGUGGAGUGGAGAGCAUGUGUUUAUAUCAGUGUCAUAUAAGAGCAUCAGCAGGAAGGGACGGGGUGAUGAGUGUCGGUUUGGAUUUAAUGAUCAGUCCUGGAGUUUGAUCUGCUCUCCUGACAGAUACUCAUUCAGACACAAUAAGAUAAAGACUGAUCUCCCUGUGAAGCCCAUCAGUCGUAGAACAGGAGAGUAUGGUGAUAUUAUCUAUAGAGUAGGAGUGUAUGGUCAUGAUAUCUAUAAAAUAGGAGUGUAUGUGGAUGUGAGUGCAGGAACUCUGUCCUUCUACAGCGUCUCUGACACAAUGAGUCUCAUCCACACAGAACAGACCACAUUCACUCAGCCGCUCUGUCCUGGGUUUAAUGUUGGUUCUGGAUCAUCAGUGAAACUGUGUUGAUGAAUCAGAAUAGACUGAUGAGAGAUUGUACCCAUAAUGCUUUAAGCUGGUGAUGAAUCAGUAAGAGUGAGAUGUUAUUGAGUCUCUUCAUGACAUUAAUACUGCAGCUCAACUUCUGUCACU
Molecule: messenger RNA, 957 nt
Organism: Labeo rohita (rohu)
Lineage: Eukaryota; Metazoa; Chordata; Actinopteri; Cypriniformes; Cyprinidae
Product: stonustoxin subunit alpha
Exons: 4
Coding region: 1-834 (277 amino acids)
Molecular function (GO): protein binding
Source: RefSeq, a predicted model, not a curated record